AUGAAAUAUUUUCUUUUAUUUUUCAUAUAUUUUAAUACUAUAUUAAUAAUAAAAAUUUUUAAGGAAAAAAUUGUUUUUUGUUAUUCUCUUUCCUAUUGUAAGAAAAUAAAAAAUGAUCCCUUUGAUAACCUAAAGAGAAAAGUAAAAUUAUAUGUUUAUAUAGUAAGACCUAAGAAAUAUUUAUUUGUAAAAAAUUAUCCUAAAAAUGGGUGCGAACAAAAAAUAAAUAAUAUAAUACAGGUAAAACUAAACAAAUUAGUAUCUAUUAGAAAUGGCUCAAAAAUUUUAAUGAAAAAUGAGUUAAAUAAAUAUAACAUUGAUGUAGUUAGUGAUAAAAUAAAUAAUAAAAUAAAAAAUGAGUAUAUAAAUAAUGAUGAUAUAGAUAAUAUAUUAGAUUAUUUAAAAAAAUCAGAUAAAAAUGAAAAGUGUCUUUUUAUGAGCACACCACUUUAUUAUGGGAAUGAUAAACCUCACAUAGGACAUGCCUAUUGUAAUAUAUUAGGCGACGUAAUAAGUAGAUUUGAAAAAUUAAGAAAUGAAAAUGAAAGGAAAUUGAUUUUUUUUUCAGGAAUGGAUGAACAUGGUCUGAAGAUAGAAUUGAAAUCAAAAAAAAUGAAUAUAACUAAUAAUGAACAUAUUGAUAAUAUUUGCAAAUAUUACAAAAAAAUGAAUAAUGAAUUAGAUAUAAAAAUAAAUUUAUUCUAUAGAACAUCUAAUGAAUUUCAUAAAUCCUUUGUUCAAAAUAUAUGGAGUUAUUUAAUAAAUAAUAAUUAUAUAUAUAAAGAUGUUUACAAAGGGUAUUAUGACAUAAGUGAAGAAAGAUAUUUAGGUGAAAUAGAGUUAAAAGAAAAAAAAAAUAAAGAAAAUGUAAUAUAUAUUGAAGAAGAGAAUAGUUAUUUUUUUAAUAUAAUAAAAUUUCAAGAAUUCUUGAUUGAUUUUUAUGAAAGCAAUGAGAAUUAUAUAUUUCCAAAUUAUUUACAAAAGGAAAUAAUAUUUUUUUUAAAAAAUGAUUUAAAAAAUAUUUGCAUAAGUAGAUAUAAUACUAAUUGGGGAAUAAAAAUCCCUGGAGAAGAAAAAGGAACUAUAUAUGUGUGGUUUGAUGCGCUGUUAUCGUAUAUAUCAUCUAUACUGUAUAUAAUUAAAAAAAACAGCUUAAAACAUAAAAAGAAAAACAAUGAAUAUCAUACUUCUCAUAAUUUAUUUUCUAAUGAUUUUUUAAGUUCAGAAAACAUAAAAACAAGUGAUAUUCUUUGUUCAUAUGAAGAUAUUUUAAAUUUAGUAAACAUUAAUAAUAAUAAAGAUGGCAACAAUAAUAUUCAUAAUAAUGAUAAUAAUAAUAAUAAUAAUAGUAUUAAUAAAAUUAAUAAUAUUAAUUUUUUUAAUCUAUUUGAAAAGGCAUGGAAUCCUUUUAUUCAAAUAAUAGGAAAAGAUAUAUUAAAAUUUCAUGGUAUUCUUUAUAUGUGUUUAUUAAAAAGCUUAAAUUUAAAGUUUCCUGAAAAAAUACUUUGUCAUGGUUUGAUAAAGAAUAAAAAUAUAAAAAUGUCAAAAAGUUUAAAUAAUAUUGUAAGUCCUUUUACUUUAUUAGAAAAAUAUAAUUCUGAUGUAAUACGAAUAUAUUUUAUUGGAUGCGCCAAUAUAUAUGAAGAUAAAAAUUUUAAAGAAAAAAAUUUACAAGCUUUUGAAUUAUUUCUUCGUAAUAAUGUAGGGAAUUUACUGUAUAGGGUAUUAUCAUUAUGCCUUGUAAAUAAUUAUAAAAUAAUUCAAGAAAUAAAAACGGAUGACUAUAAUAAUUCUUCUAUUUUAAAUGAGUGUAGAGAUAUAAAAGAAAAAUUAAUUAACUUUACAAAAAAAAUGGAAUUUCCUCUCUUUUUAGAAAAUAUAAUGACAUUAAUAAAAAAUGUUAAUAAAUUUUUUGUUCAUAAGAAACCUUGGAAUUAUAUAAAUAAUUCUUAUCAAUUCAAUUCGAUAAUAUAUGAAACAUUAGAAAGCAUCAAAUUUUUUUCUAUUUUUAUGUAUCCAGUUAUACCUCAAAUUUCUCUUAAUAUUUUAAAAAAUAUAGGUUUAAAAAAUAUAAAUGAAAAUAAUAUUUCUAUAGAUAUGUUGGAAAAGAGAACAGAAAAUUUUGUAUUAAAAAAAUUAAUUAAAAUUAUUUGA
Plasmodium relictum is the source of this 2154-nucleotide messenger RNA. Its product is annotated as methionine--tRNA ligase, putative. The transcript has a single exon. Gene Ontology annotation, biological process: methionyl-tRNA aminoacylation. Gene Ontology annotation, molecular function: ATP binding; methionine-tRNA ligase activity. The coding region runs from base 1 to 2154 and encodes 717 amino acids. The record is from RefSeq and is a predicted model, not a curated record. Lineage: Eukaryota; Apicomplexa; Aconoidasida; Haemosporida; Plasmodiidae.